This is a messenger RNA of Acanthaster planci (crown-of-thorns starfish), 4878 nucleotides long. RefSeq lists its product as uncharacterized. The record is from RefSeq and is a predicted model, not a curated record. NCBI's taxonomy places the organism in Eukaryota, Metazoa, Echinodermata, Asteroidea, Valvatida, Acanthasteridae.
AGCUGCUGCAAUGUGAAAGGACGAAUUUGGACCAAGACUCCUCACACGAUACAUCCAUCAUGUCCCUGGUUUGAGGUUAUGGGAGAGUGGCAGUAACACGGUGUUGUUGGUGUUCCCAUCGAUCAGGCGACACAGCGGGACGGGGGAGAGAGUGCAGCAACCUGGAGUUAGCAUCUUGUUUCGAGGAGGAAGGCCUCAUACGACUAGCCGAUGUACCGAGGACGAAGCGCUAUUACGGGCUGGCCUUCAAUUCCAUCGAUAGGCAAUUCUCUUAGAAGCUCACACUCCAGGAUUGCUACAUCACCGGAAGUGGCUGCUUGAUGUCACAACUGUCAUCCCAGGAAAAAAAUCUGUCAUCAUGGACGAGGACUUUGGAUUUGCUGCAGCUGAUCAUGGAUUCCAUACAAUCUGAUUAAAUAUACAUGACUGGACUGCGGUCUGGUUCAUCUUACUCGCCGAUGUUAAGAUAGUGGAAAUGCUAUUUUCAUCUUGCAGUUGCGGCAAGUAAUAUAGGUGUUUCAGCGAGAGGAAUCACCGGCACCCUGUUGAGGAAAUCUCUAGUGAUACACCAGCGGAGACUUACACGCGGCCGCAGCCUGAAACUGACAUGUACGCGAUAUGUUACACGGAGUAAAACAUUGCCUGUGGAACGUAACUGUCAUCUUGGAGAAUCGUUAUUCUGGUAUCCUGACUGUGGCGUUAUUGCCCCCGUAAGAUAUUGCGAAGAAUCAUGGAGGUGCAUGAAGUGACCAAUAGUGCGUUGUUUUGGUUAAUUUAAGUUGGCAGUUACCAAGCACCGUAGGAGCGAGGAAAUACUUGGAAAUAACCGUGUUACAAUUGUUGGAAAAAUUCUCUACACAUGACAAGCUGAAAUUGCAGUUAUUAUCAUACUGUGAAGGGGGUAAUGGGACUGCAGAUCCGGGGAUGAUGUUACACGGGUCUAAACUUAGUGACAGUCCCGUCGUCGACGGCCGGCAAAAGGAUGUGUUUCUUCCUCCGAUUAGCACCCAUCGGAAAUGCGCUGGGGUGAAUAACUGCGCUCCCAGCGAGGGUUCCGACGACGAAGACACGGCAAAGAGUUCCCAGUUCCUCAGUACGCGUUGGCGGGCCAAACCUCCGAAAGGCCAGAGCAGGCUCGAGGUGAACCAGUCCUCCAUGUCUGAUAGCUUCGUGCUGCCGAGAAUUAACGGCUCGUCGUCGCAGUCUAAAGCCGAACAUCACGACCGCAAGUCGCGGACUUCGCUGAGCCUUCCGUCCAGGACUAGGGACCCUUGCCUGACCCUCUCCAAGAGCUGCCCAGCCCUGAUGAGUAAUCCACGGCGGCGGACAUUGGGAGGGGAUUCGCCGGACGCCAAGUACGAGUACGACGACGAUUUCGACGAGAGCGACAACCUACGUGAUAUCAAAUCGGUUUCGUUGAACGCAGACACAGUGACCGCCCGCAAACGUGACGGGAGCCAAAGUGGGAACCACAGUGGGUCUUCAGUCCAUCCAGAAGAUAUCACAGACGGUGUCGUUCACAAACUGGCCAAGCUUGAGUCGCCUCGGAGCAAAAACAGUCACCACGGCUCACAUUAUCAUCAUCAUCACCAGCAGCAGCCCCCAAAGACAAAAGAGCCUGAUACAACCUUGCCAGACAUAUUCGUACCGAACGGUCUGGCUCUGAGAAUUACCCAGAACACUCAGCAGACAACUCAUGGACAGAGGGGGGAAUCGAAGAAGCGACUUGCCAAGCGUCAGAGUUCUGUUGAGAGGAGAAGUGAGCAGGAUUAUUUGGUUCCAGGGUUGGUGGACUUCACAAGUGGGCUGAAUGACAACUUGUGCGCCCUGGACCCAUCACCUUGGCAGACGUCAGCAACGGAGGAGGCGGGUACACCAUCAGUUACCGACCCAACAGGCAACCUCUCCACUCUCUCCCAUCAUCCGUCCACCAAAGGGAGCAAGAAGAAACGGAAACAGAAGAAGCAGGUGUCUCUGGAGCAGGACAGGCCUCAUCUCUUGCGAGACACCACACAAGCAGAUAUUAAGUGUAUGACCUGGCUCACAGAAGGUCAUCAGGAGGAAACAACUGACCAAUUGGCACCACCCGCCGCUGAACCUCGUGUAAACUAAGAAAACACAGACUGUAACAUUAUUCGCAAACUUAGCACUUACCCGAAACAGAUCUGUGGGGAAUACUUUGCAUAGUACACUGGCGUGAAGUUCGAGCUCCAGAUUCUCAAUUUUAUGGUGAACUGGGAAAGUAAGUGAUUAAAAAAGUCACUGGGAUACGAUUAGACACAACUUAUAAUUUUCCAUGAUCAUGUAUUUCUAAAAUGGAUUCCACAGUACAUUGCGUACAUGUAUUUCGCAUUUUUCAAAACAUCGUCAGCACUGAGGGAGUUGGCAAAAUGCUAAUGCAUAUGCCAGUCUCACAAUAUUGACGUCAAUUUUAUGCAAAUACUGCAGACAAGAAACCUAGCUGGAAAUUCUGCUCCAUUUCAUCGACUGGGGAUUUUUCUCAAAUAACUUAAUUGGCAUUAUUUUUGGCAAUGGUAAUUAAUCUUGACGUUUUCUUCUGCAUUUGCGCACUAAUUUCACAUACAGUGUACUGACAUUUUUCCUUCUUACACUUCAGCAAAACGUGUAUUAAAUUUUAAAGGCACGGUUUCACAUGCCUUCUUUACUGAGCUAUUCGUGGUGCUUAUAAGUUGCAUAUUGCAAUCCGAAACUAAUAUAUUCUGAUAUGUUACAUUUGCUACUAUAUGAGCAUUAUUUAAAGAAAAACAAAGAAUUUGAAUGUUACACUAAGGCUAAAUGUUCAAAUUGUGACGAUGGAAAUCUUCCAAAUCACCCGUUUUUGUGAUUGACUAAACAUUGUGUGUCAUGGAUCUGCGUGUUUUUCAAAUAAUAUUUUCUUUACCUUGUCCAUUUUAUGUUAAGUUGUGUUGGCGACUGGUCAGAGUUGACAUUUACUUCAAGCUCAUUUCAACAUGACACCGUAAUCACGUUCUGCGAGAAAAAAUUCCCUUGCCAAUGUAAUUUAAUGACAGUGUGUGGCUAUAGUGGAAACUAAUCACGACGGCAUGGCUUGCUUGUUCAUGGGACACAAACCCACCAUUUCCAAGCGAUUAAACGUGUAACGUUUUGAAAGAAGGUCUAGAGAAGCACACUGUGCUGAAUUGCAUUGGAAAAAUGAAUUCUGUUCGUAUCAAUAUAUGUUAACAAUAUCACUGUUAACUACAAACUGCUUAUACUAAGACAAUACGGCAAGUCUUUUUUUUCUUCGUUUUGCAUGACUGAUAAUACAAGGCUGUUGUUAUGACAAUACAGGUACAUGUACAUAUAAAUUUGUCAAUUCCCAAGGACUUUGUUAUAAUGGUGUUCAACCGUGUCUGGUUCAUCUAGCUUAUUUCAUAAUGAUGUAAAGGUGCCAAAUCAUGAAUGUUUGAUUGAUUUAAACCUUGUGAAUCCUAGUAGUGCACGGUGGAAACAUUGUAUUACUCAGUACAUGUACAGCCACAAUAUUUUCAAGAAAAUUUUAAUCAAAACUAGCACGUUUUACGUUUUUGAAAAGCAAAGGUUUUAUUGAAAGGGGCAAGUUUCUACUGCCCAAUGUCCCGUGAGAGCCAAAAUGUUUUAUGGCUUCAGAAAUUAAAAAAGAAACCGUAGAAAUUACUGGUUCUCGAUUGAGUUUACAACACUUCUCAAAAGUGAGUGUACGUGAAGAAACGACUCAAACAGUUUCACGAUACAUGUACAUGUAGGCCUAUAUGCAGAUGGACAAGUCUGAAGAUACACGAAUAGAUAGGCGUUCUUGCUAAAAUGUCACUUUCUUUUCGGUGAUUUAUGAACUUGUUGCGAAGUUGUGUUGCAUCAAACUAAUUAUGGUGGCUUUUUCGAUGAACAUUUAAUGUAGAAUCUUUUACCCCCCCCCCAUUACACACGUAGAGUGAUAUAAGAAAUUAAACUAAUUUUUUUCGAUUAUGGGGGAGCUACACUCUAUGCACUUAAUUAAACUGAACAAAUCUGCCUUCUGACAUGCGUUGCACAUAUCAAUCUUGUUAUCCCCGUGUGCGUAAACAGCACCGGUACUACAGUUCCACUGUAAACAGUAGUCGAAAUCAACCCCAAGUUGUAUUUACUCUGUGGUCGUCUGUGAUUUUGGCAGCCAGAAGAGCUGUCACGCGGCAUUUCAAGUGGAUUUCAAACAGAUUGUCUCCACGCGUCAUUUUUGCAAAUAGCAGAUCAUUUUCCGACUUGUCUGCUUAUCCCUUGAGCAAAGACUCUCAAGUACUUGUGGACAUGCCUAAUGUCCUUAUAGCACCUAUAGCUGCAGCUGUAGACAGCGGAAUUACAUGCAGGAAGUGAGUGAGCCUUGUACAGGUGAUCAUGUAACUGUUGGAUGAAGACUUAAGUCAGCAUUAUACGAGAUCCUUUUGUCCUAAACAAAGUCGUAAAUGUCCUCGUACGCUCAUGUUUUAUUUAGCACUGUAGGUGGUGCCGUGACGCUUGUGUACUUUUAAGAAAUAAAUGAGCAAAAGUCACCAACCAAUUGUUUUAAUGUAUACGCGGACCCACGCCCUUCGCAAUUUGUGUACAUGCACUGAGUUUGCGUUUGCAGCAUGUUGAAACGGUCAGUAUUUUGUGAUAGCUACACACCUACAUCCUUGCUUUUAGAACACCUUGCGUAUUAGAAAACUCACCCGCCUUCAACUGCCAAAAUUGGUAAGGAUUUCAUACUUUCUCUCCACAUCCCCAAAAUAAUUUAAAUAAAAACGUGCCAGUCUAAGACGUGAAGAUUCCCGGGGCUGCAAUGGUUAUUUUGGACUGCCAACACACCUUGUAAGAAGUUUACAAUGUGAGUUAAAAAAAGGACGGUACAGAUGCCCUUAAUUA